CGCGCGGAGAGGAAGCGCACCUUGGAGCCACGCGCCGCCUUCCUUUCGGGUUUGUUCAGCUUGCCUUGGCUUGUACAGUACCUUCCUCCUCCUCCUCCUGCGGGGUUUGAGCGGCGGGGAAGUCGAGCGUGAAGUCCUCUUACCCUUUGCGUCCAGUUGUUUCCUGAAAAAAAAAAGAAAAAGCUUUCAGCAAGAAAUCACUGCUGAGGCGUCCUUUUGUUUCAACCUCCACCUGCAAAAUAAAAAAGCCUUCCAGAGGGUACUAUACCUUGAUUGUGGAUUCUGAAUUCAGAGAGCCUUCUUUUAUUCCAAGAAGUAUCAUGGCAGAACCAGAUUAUAUAGAUGAGGACAAUCCUGAGUUAAUUAGACCUCAGAAACUAAUUAAUCCAGUAAAAUCAUCCCGAAAUCAUCAAGACCUUCACAGAGAACUCCGAAUGAAUCAGAAAAGGGGUCUUGCUCCUCAGAACAAGCCAGAGCUACAAAAGGUGAUGGAAAGACGAAAAAGAGACCUAGUUUUCAAGCAGAAAGAAGAAGAGGCUCAGAAGAAGAAAUCAGACUUGGAAAUAGAGCUACUAAAACGACAACAAAAACUGGAACAGCUUGAAUUGGAAAAACAGAAGAUCCAAGAAGAGCAAGAAAAUGCACCUGAAUUCGUCAAAGUGAAAGGCAACUUGAGGAGGACAGCCCAAGAUUCGGAAGACGCUCAAACCACAUAAAGGAGGAGCCUUGUUGACUUGAAGCCAUUCCCUCAUUUUUUGCCAGGGGGGGACUUCUGCAGAAAGCUUCACUCUUUUGCCUGAAUUUGGGCAAAAAACACGGUUCUUUACAAGGUCAAUUUCUGGAACCUCUGUGUCCAAAAGGCUGCGCGGUCAAUGAAACUCGCCAAGAAUACUACAGAGAUCAGUGGAUGAACAAGCAACCUGUUGUCAAUUGAAAGACAUGUCCAAAGUACUUGACCCGGGAAACAAUUUGAGUUGUUACAUUGCUUGCUUGUUCCUUAUCCCAGUUUAGUGGGCAUCUCAGGCUAGUGUGUAUAGACAUUUUGUUGCUCCUACUUUGUGAAGUUCUGCUAUGCAGAAAAACAAAGUUUUCUGAAACCACUUUUCUGUACAUCCUGUGUGUGGAAUGUCUGCUUCAAAAAUGACCAGUUCUUUUCCCAUUGUCAGACAGUAGUGUAGUUUCCUUUAGACUUGAAGUUUGUUUUAUUUUGUCCAGUGCUAGUGUGUGGGCAAUACUGACAUUAUCAUGGAUAAUGAUUAAAAAGUAGAAAAAAGCUUAAUGUUUUCUAUCAUUAAGCAAGUAAAAUAUGUUAACAAGUCACCUCUGCCUGCAUUUGUAGUGAAGUUCUGUUUCCUGGAACUCUCUCAAAAGAGCAGCUGGUUCCUCUCUUUUCCCAUCCACCCCACACUGACAUUAUUAGGCAUCCUCAUUUAGCACAUGAUUCCUCUUGUGCAGUGUCACUAACAGUGUCUACAUUGCCAUUGACUUUUUCUCUGAUUCUUUUUCUUGCUUUUUCCCUCAGUACCCAAAUAAUUACUCAACUAAUUUUGUGUCUUUGGGCUGCCUGAGUUUGAUUGUGUGCCUAGACAUCAGCUUCUGAUAUCACACAACAUACCACUUCACACAACGUUUCUGAGAAAAUUGUUCAAAGAAGGAAAUGUUUGAAAACCACCCAGUUUUGUGCUAAAACCGGAACACACGUAUCUUUGGAACAUACUCUUUGCUCUCCAGGUAUUUUAUUGCUCUGUUUAGUUCUGUGGUGAGCAGUUUGUCCUAGCCAACUUAGCCAGAGGUGAGAAAUGAUGGAAGUGGUGGGUCAUUAACAUCAGAAAGGCCACUAGUCUAUACGCUGCUGUAGUGGGACUGAUAAAAGAAUGCCUGCCAAUACCUGACUACAAGUAGGAUAUUCAAAUUAUGUUGCAUUCCAGGGCUGGUCCAUUUAUAUUUACUUGAAAGAAAGUUGCUCAGUUCUAGGUAAGCAAGUGUAGGAUUGCAGUCACAUUUGAGAAUGCUUUUAGGGUUCUUCUGAUCACUUUCUUUUAUGAAGCUUCAUUCUGGUUUCCUUUCUCAUUAGGUGGAAUAACAUUGAACAUGUAUUGCCAGUAAAAUAAAACUCGUAGUGCAAGCAGUAUAGAGCAACAUGUGGCCCUUCAAAUGUUGUUGGGCUAUUAAACCUAGGCAAUAAAGUCAUUGGUGAGAGAUGGGAGGUGUAGUUGUCCAGCAAAACAUAGAGCAGUGGUUCUUAACCUGUGGGUCGCCAGAUGUUUUGGCCUUCAACUCCCAUGAAUCCUAACAGCUGGUAAACUGGCUGGGAUUUCUGGGAAUUGUAGGCCAAAAUACCUGGGGGCCCACAGGAUGAGAACUACUGACUUAGAGGGACAUAAAUUGCUCACCCUAGUGUCAGGUUUUUAUUAGGCAUGGCCUUAAGCCAUAAUUUGACCAAUAUUUGAGCCUGUCUACUUUUCCAGCUAGAUUUCAUAAAUGUUUUAAUUAUAUUUUAGUUGCAUGAUUUUUCAGAGGAAUUCCCAGAGUAAAUUAUGGGUUAGUGACAACAUCUGGGCAUGGUCUUUAGAUGGCUUUUUGUGGUUUUCACUCGAGCAUGGGAGCAAUCACAUGCGUCUUCAGGGUGUCUUAGCUGCAGAUGUAUGUGCACACACACACACAUAUAUAACUGGAAAUAGAAGUAAACAUAAAUAAUGGAUGUAUACUUCCUGUUCUAAAUGUGAUCAUGAUUGUUUCAACAUUGAUUUUAGUCUUCAAACAGGUGUGCAAACGGUUCCUUGCGCUUUUGUGAGUUUUUCUGGUAUGCCAAUGAAUGAGUGACACUGGCGGCUAUAAUUCUGCAAAUCCAACUUUUCAUGAAGGCUCAGAUAUGCAUACUUUGCAAAGGUUAAUUACUAAAUUCAUCUUCCAACAUUUCCAGCCAAUAUGGCCACUGGUGAAGAUGGUUUAGAAGUUUUAGUCCCAAAAGUAUUUUUUUCCAAGCUUCAUAUGUGGAGAAAAGUAUUGAUAUGGAUAUAGGUUAUAAAGUAUCCCAUUCAGUAGCUGCUUAUAUCAACGUGAGAUAGGAAUCAGGCCUAUGAUUUUGCUUCAGAAAGCUGAGCACCAAUGUCAUCAAAGCAUAAUGCUUGACAGUGUUUGUUGCCAGCACCAACUUGUAUAAGUGAUGUGUUUUAUCAUAGCUGGAGGCACAGUAAACUGAGGGGGACGAAUCAAUAUUAGCUGUGGAAAGUAGCAUUGACAUGAAGAGCCUUCCUUUAGCAUGAUGCUUUGCACUUUGUCAGAAAUCAUGCAGCUCUUUUGAGAGUAAAAAGGCAUUAUAAAUCCAUGUCAAUGAUAAAUAUGUUUUGUUGUGAUUUAAUUUAUUUCUAAUUUAAAUCCUGUCACAAUGUAUUUUAUCAGUCACCACUUGAAUUAAUAAUUCCCCAUGCACUAUUAGAAGAAGAAAAAUAGGAAGACCACUGCUACUGUUGAGUUACUUGACCUCAAUAAAGGCAAAAUACAAGAUCUCCACUUCAAAGAUGCUAGGUUCCUUUUAGUAGCAGAAUAUUGCAUCUUUUUUAAAGUGUCAUUUCCCUUUAUUUCCCUUCAAGAAAACUUUGAAAGAGGUUUCUAACUUAAAAUAGCCCAUAGUUCUAUAGUGGUAAUACAGUCAGGUUUGCCACUGCCACACCAAGCUGCACACAGCAGAUGGGAGCACUCAGAAAAACAUGCCUUGAUGCUGUUAAAUGUUUCCCUUCCUCUCCUACUAAAUUUACCCUUACUUCCUUAGAAAAUUGGCCUUUUAGAUUCAAAUUCCACAGCCAGUCUUUAAUGAGCAUUUUAAUGUAUUCACAACAAGUUGGUGUCAAAAUAUAAGUAGAUUCUGAACCAAAGGCCUAUGGACACAACGAAGAGCCCUUGGAUUUUACCAAGUUGGGGAUCAGACAUUUACUUGGAUCUACUGUUUAAUUAUUCUGUUCCAUAAGUCAUGUAGAUGUGAUCAACUGGCUCUUAAAGAAAGGACAGAAGAGUGGGAAAGGCCCUGCUUUAUAGAUAUGUCAGUAGGUAAUAGAUUUGGGAUGGAGUGGGAAGUAAUAUUACUAUACUACUAAUAGAACACAAACUUACUUUUAGUCCAUUUAGGAAAUCCUCUGGGCUUCUAUUUGUGUAGAAGUUCAGAAUUGUUUUGUGUUUAUUGGUCAAAAAAUGAUGUUUAAAAAUCAGGAUUUGGCAGAUACUCCAGAACUCUUUAUUCACAGCAGUGGGGACUGAUAACUCUCAUGGCAAAGAUUGUUUCACAGCCAUACGAAUUUUUUCUCCGUAUGUUCCAUCUGCGUAGUAUUUUCAAUUGAGCGGUCUUAAUUUAAAACUGGUUGUCUGUUCUAAGUUAAGUCAUGUUAAAUCUUCUGCUAUACGUUCAUUUGUUUCUGAGUGUACAUAUAUAAAUAUUCAAAAGGGAGCCUUAAUGGGAUUUGUUUUCAUAAUUUAAUAAUUUUUUGUAUUUGCUCUUGCUUAUUUGUUUUUAACAAAGUGUUACAAAAAUGAGGGUGGAAUUCUUAGAACCAAAGUUAAUACUUAAUAAAAAAAAAUCUGCGAAAUGCUUGGAAUAUGCAAUGGUAUGACUGUAUGACCUUGAACUCUGCUGCAUUUAAUGUUCUCUUUGGUCAUUAAAUUUGAAUUCUGUCUCUCUUCUUGGA
Molecule: messenger RNA, 4679 nt
Organism: Anolis carolinensis (green anole)
Lineage: Eukaryota; Metazoa; Chordata; Lepidosauria; Squamata; Anolidae
Gene: fam107b
Product: family with sequence similarity 107 member B
Exons: 5
Coding region: 321-716 (131 amino acids)
Source: RefSeq, a predicted model, not a curated record